Messenger RNA from Aedes albopictus (Asian tiger mosquito), 4353 nucleotides. RefSeq names its product small ribosomal subunit protein uS9-like. Gene Ontology annotation, molecular function: RNA binding; structural constituent of ribosome. Gene Ontology annotation, biological process: maturation of SSU-rRNA from tricistronic rRNA transcript (SSU-rRNA, 5.8S rRNA, LSU-rRNA); translation. The record is from RefSeq and is a predicted model, not a curated record. NCBI's taxonomy places the organism in Eukaryota, Metazoa, Arthropoda, Insecta, Diptera, Culicidae. Gene Ontology annotation, cellular component: ribosome; cytosolic small ribosomal subunit.
AUGGUAGAGGCACGCAAGGAACAUGUUUACGCAGUUUAGGUUUUCGAACGCAAAAAAAAACCCCACCCCAAGCGUUGCAAAGGUUUGCUGCGGGUGAACGGCUGCUCGCUCCUGCUGUUGCUUGGCAAGGAAAAGUUAGUCGGUGUCGACAUCCUGAUCCGCGUUUACGGUGGUGGUCAUGUCACCCAAGUCUACGCCAUCCGCCAAUUCAUUCCCAAGGAGCUGUUUUCUUUCUACCAGAAGUAUGUGGAUGAAGCCUCUUGCAAGGAACUGAAGGAUAUCCUGAUUCAGUUCGGCCGUACCCUGCUAGUUGCCGAUCCCCGCCUUUGCAAUCCGAAGAAGUUUGGAAGUCCAGGUGCCCACACUCGUUACGAGGAAUCAUUUAGUUAAAUUCUUGCAUUUGGUUACGGAUUUUGUUUUGCUCUGCUGGUCGUAGUUAUUUUGUAUUUCUCAGUUCAAUAGUUCCAUUGUCUGACGCAAUUUGAAAUUAAAGAAAGAUGUAGUACCGUCGUGCGGGGCUUCUUUAUACACUUUUUAUAGGGUUUUCAACUUUAUGACAUUAUAACUCCCAGAGCAGUGAAUGUAUUUCCACAAUUUUUACACAUAAUAAUUGUGAGUAUGUAUGUAGGAUGCAUGCAAAAUUUGAACUAAAUCCAUCAAUAAACAAAAAAGUUGCCCAUACACCAAUCGGAGACAUCUCAUAUAGAACCAAAGGGGGGCUACUUUGGACAUUUAUAAUUAAAACAAAGCUGCAGUUAAAAUUCCGGGUUUAUUGAAAAUACUACUUUGUACCAGUACUGUUGUUUACUAUAUCAUACACAAUUUCAAUAAAUAUAUGCGUUUUUAGGUGGUUCUGUGCUACCUUUGGUAUUAUGAGCAGCGCGAUAUUUUAAUAUAGAAUUAAAGGCUGUCUGGGGGCCAUCAAUCCUUUAUUUAGGUUAAACGGUCAUUUAUAAUGUGUAUCGAUACAAAUAUUCGAUUGUAUAUGCUACGUCGAUACUUUUUGCACGAAUUGAGCACAGUCUUGCGAAUAAUCGCGACCAUCACGAGACAAUCACUUGAACCGCUUUCUGGAGUCACCGUUCCCAAGGUGAUACGAACCAGCUAGCGUGUCACGCCUGGAAUGACAAACAUGUUGUGGGUUCCACCCUUCGCAGCUUUGCAGCGAUAGCAGUUGCUGAGUAUGCUUCAGGCGGGUUGCGAGAAAAUCAAUCUCUCUGAGCAACGAUGAAUAACGGGCGAAGUGAGAGCGUUUGCCGUAGCCAGGGCGAACUGCGUGGUGCGCUCAAUGUGUGCGUUUAUAUUGAGCUAUGCAAAACGAAUAGGAUUUAUGACGUAGUACCGUGCUUGUGAUAAUACACAUGCAUAGUUUUACAUGCUGUUGCGCGUGCAUCUGCUUGAGGCCACGGAGAGAGUCAUGACACUCACAUGAGCCGUAUCCAAGUCAGGAUGAUUGUAGCAAAACAAGGGUGACCGGGUGACUAUAAUGGGAUUCUGUCUUUUCUGGUGUUAUCGACUGUAGAGAGAGCGAAUCAGAAACCGCAGAGACAGGGUGACACAAGCUUGGUGCUUAUCAGCUUUUUUGUGACUUGUACGCUGAUGCUUCGCGACACUGAUUGAGCAACCCUCUGAAAUUUAUGAACUGUAGAAACAAUGCUUACAGAGCAAAUGUUCUGAUACGUUAUGUAUAUUUUUAUGAUUCAUUCGAUGUUUUUUCGCCUCCUGACAAGCAAUAAAGGGUUUGUUUGAAUAACAAUUUCAACCAAAUGAAGGGGAAAAUAUUGCGUCAUAAUAGUCCCAAAGACAUCAAACAGAUUUGAACCAUAUUUCAAAUUCAAAAAAUCCAUAUUCAAAAGUGUCCAAAGUAGCCCCGUGUUUCAAAAGUAGCCCCGCACGACGGUAUUUAAUAUCACCAAUUAGACCAAAAAUGCUUCAAUAACUGUAUUUUGCAAAUGAAUGAAGUUUUACAUUUAUGUUGGAGGGCAUGUUUAAGCUCACUUUCACCCAACACAGCACUUGUCAAAGUUUUUGAUCAAAUAUGUUUGUUUCAAAUAUUUGAUCACUGGUUUCUGUGUCAAAAAUAUUUGAUUCGAUUUGAUCAAAUAUUUGGCAAAAUUGAACGAAGCAAAUAUUUGGCAUCAUAGCAAACAGUCUAAUGGCACCUUAACACACUCUUUGCUCUUCUUAACAACCUGAACAGUUUUUCAAACUUUUUACCCCUAUAUGUUCUGCAUGUAAGCUGUAGUUUGACGAUAAACAUGAAUUAAUUGAUAAAAGUUUGACCGCAAGAUAACGAGAGCAAAAAGUUUGUCGCAAAAUGAUGCUGACAAAAUCGGGACCUUACUGUAUCAGCAAUUAAUUUUCAACUUGCUGAACCAUUCAGCAAUUUUGACAGUUGAUCAGCAACGUUAAGCUGAAAUUCAGCAAUUUAAUUUGCUGUUUUUUUUGUGCUGGUGUGUAAGUUUCCUUUAACAUCCUCAAUAUCUCCUAAAAAUCCUCAACGUUCCCCAAAAAGCCCCAACUUCUAGCUUGCCUUUGACCUCCAAAUAUUUCCUAAAAUACCCAUCGUUCCCUAAAAAUCCUAAACUUUUCCAAAACAUCCCCAACGAUCUCUAAAAACCCCCAACGUUCCCUAAAAAUCCCCAACUUCUCCUAAAAUGUCCAACUUUAUGCUUAGAUUUACCAGAAGUAUCAUUUCCCAUGAAGACCGUCAUGAUUCCUAGCUUUCCUUUAACAUCCUCAAUAUCUCCUUAAAAUCCCCAACGUUGUCUAAAAAUUAAUCUGCCGUUGCAACGCACUAUAUGCACCGAAUUGUUGUAAUAAGCUAACCCUAUUCGUAAACCAAGAAGCACUAAAUUCUUUGAAGCGGAAUAAACACAGCUGUCAAAUCUGAGUGCGAGGGUUUUCAUUACCGCAACAGACAUGGUCCCGAAAAUCUGGAUUUUCCGAAAACUACAGUCAUCAGAUCGGCGCAACCACAUAUUUUCUAGACAUAUAAGGAGUUUCUGAGUUAAAUGAGUCAAAAAAAUUGAAAUCGGUGAAAAAUUGACGGAAAUAUGAUCAUUUCAGUUUCUUUUUUAUUUUUUUUAUUUAUUUCACCAUCUUCAGCUGGGCAGUACAGACUGAUUUAAUGCUUAAUUAUAUACUAUUCCUAGUAAUGUACUUAAAACGAGUUCUACUAUAUAACAAUCAACAUCAUUAAGUGCAUUGAAACAUCGCUCUAACGGAUUGUUUUGGCCGUAAACUGUAUGAUGCCGAGCAAUCAUGAAUGAAGUUCGCUGGCGUGUUCGGCGUGCAGGUACAAAGAAACGCGCUUGCUGAAGAAGCUCUGGGCAGUCAAUCCUGUUGCUAAGCACAUCGUACGCAAACAUUCUUUGUAUAGAUACAAGCGGCGCUUGCGCAAUGGCUCCAGUCUUAUAAGUUGACAUCGGUCGUUGUACGGUGGCAGCUCCAGUGGGUCAGACCACGGCAGCCUCCGUAGAGCAUAGCGAACGAAGCAGCGUUGGACCCUUUCUAUACGUCCGAUUGGACGUGAUGGACUCUCCAAAGCGAGUAAUCGAUGUUCGUUGCUGCAGGCUACGCAGCUAACCUUGUGGGUGCGAUGUGCACUAGCCCCUCUCUGAAGCAAUACCUUUUUGGUGGAUCCGGAGAGGCGUAGGGUUUGGCGACCAUAGGAAUGGUUUAGUGGGUACGAGGAGAGAGUAGUCCUGGAUUUUACUUUUGUUGUAGAAGACGGCCUGUCAGACCUACACUACCCUAACCUUCUGUUAGGGUGUCUGUUGAGCAGAUUAUCCCCCUACGGUUUAGAAGGAAAAAAAAUACGUCCGAUUUGAGUUUCCCUAUACGGAGCCCAGAUUUGAACCGCAUACUCGAGAAUACUUCGGACGAGUGAACAGUAAACACUUUUUAAGGCGUACGCAUCACGGAACUCAGACGCAUUCCGUCGGAUGAACCCAAGCACAGCAAAAGCCUUAGCGGUUGUCGAGGUCACGUGGUUGUUAAAGCUUAACUUGCUGUCCAUAAUUACUCCAAGAUCCUUGAUGGAGUUCACUCGUUCCAGCGCUAUCCCAUUUUCUCUGUAAUCAAAAGUCAACAGCGUUUGCGACUUGCUGAAACUAAUUAGCUUACACUUGAUCGCGUUGAGUUCCAUUCCGUUUGAAGCACACCAAGCAGCCACCACCGGGUAGCCACGUGGAUACUCGUGUACCCUGCCGGCUUACUUACCUUACCGGUCAGGCUAAGGCCGGGGUGGCCUCUGCUGUACAUAGUAGCCGCCUCCAUUCAACUCGGUCCAUGGCUGUUUGUCUCCAGUUCCGCACUCUGCGUAGGGUCCGCAGAUCGUCCUCCACUUGG